GAAGAAGUCGUGGCGGGUAGUUUUAAAUACUCGUUAGAUGCGAUAAGAAGAGAGUGAUGGCGCCUCUUAUCCUCCCACCUCUCGCAGCUCCCUCGUCUUACCCAUUCCACUUCCUUCCUUCUUCUUCUUCUUCUUCUUCCUCUGAUCCUCCCUACGACAUUCUCCGAACCCACCCUUCUCUCUCCCUCCUCUCCAAUUGCAAAACCCACCAAUCUCUCCGCGAAAUCCACGCCCAGAUGAUCAAAACGGGACUCCACAACACCAACUACGCUCUCAGCAAGCUACUCGAGCUCUGCGUCGUCUCCCCGCACUUUGACGGUCUCCCUUACGCGAUCUCCGUCUUCGAAACGAUCCGGGAGCCGAACCUGUUGAUCUGUAACACGAUGCUUCGCGGGCUCGCGGCGAGCUCGGACCCUGUUUCGGCUCUCGAGCUUUAUGUUCGUAUGGUUUCUCUUGGGCAUCUUCCUAACUCGUACACGUUCCCGUUUCUGUUGAAAUCUUGCGCAAAGUCGAAGGCUUUCGAGGAAGGGAGACAGAUCCACGCGCAGGUUUUGAAGCUUGGGUGUGGUCUUGAUCGAUAUGUGCACACUUCUCUGAUCUCUAUGUACUAUAGAAACGGUGGAUUGGAAGAUGCACGCAAGGUGUUCGAUUCAAGUUCUCACCGAGAUGUGGUUUCCUGCACAGCUUUGAUCACGGGUUAUGCUUCAAGAGGCGAUUUUAGUAGCGCACGGAAGGUGUUCGAUGAAAUUCAUGAGAGAGAUGUAGUGUCGUGGAAUGCAAUGAUUACAGGGUAUAUCGAAAACGGUAGAUAUGAAGAAGCGUUAGGUUUGUUUAAAGAGAUGAUGAGGACGAACGUUAGGCCAGACGAGGGUACAUUGGUCAGUGUAGUUUCUGCUUGUGCUCAGUCUGGUAGUAUUGAAUUAGGUCGUCAGGUACAUUCAUGGGUUGAUGAUGAUGAUGAUGAUGAUCAUGGGUUUGGUUCAAGUCUCAAGAUUGUUAAUGCUCUGAUCGAUUUGUACUCGAAAUGUGGUGACGUGGAGACAGCAUCUCGUCUGUUCGAGGGAUUGUCGUAUAAGGAUGUAGUUUCCUGGAAUACAUUGAUCGGUGGUUACACGCAUAUGAAUCUUUACAAAGAAGCGUUGCUGUUGUUUCAAGAGAUGCUGAGAUCAGGUGAAAGUCCAAACGAUGUGACAAUGCUAAGUGUUCUUCCUGCUUGUGCACACCUUGGAGCCAUCGACAUUGGAAGAUGGAUUCAUGUGUACAUCGACAAGAGGUUAGAGGGUGUUACAAAUGAAACUCCUCUCCGGACUAGCCUUAUUGACAUGUAUGCCAAAUGUGGAGACAUAGAGGCAUCCCAACAAGUGUUCAACAGCAUGCUUUAUAGAAGCUUGUCGUCUUGGAACGCAAUGAUAUUUGGAUUUGCGAUGCACGGGAGAGCCAAUGCAGCAUUUGAUCAUCUCUCAAGAAUGAGAAAGAAUGGGGUUGAACCAGACGAUAUCACCUUUGUUGGUUUGUUGUCUGCUUGUAGCCAUUCAGGUUUGUUAGAUCUAGGACGCCACAUUUUCAAAUCAAUGACACAGGACUACAAUUUAACCCCAAAACUAGAGCAGUACGGGUGCAUGAUUGAUCUUCUAGGCCAUUCUGGUCUAUUCAAAGAAGCGGAAGAGAUGAUACACACGAUGCUGAUGGAGCCUGAUGGAGUGAUUUGGUGCUCUCUUCUCAAAGCUUGCAAGAAGCAUGGGAAUCUUGAACUAGCGGAGUCAUUUGCACAGAAGCUCAUUAAGAUUGAACCAGAAAACUCAGGUUCUUAUGUACUUCUAUCAAACAUCUACGCCACAGCAGGAAGAUGGGAAGAUGUAGCAAGAAUACGAGGGAUCCUCAAUGGUAAAUGUAUGAAGAAAGUUCCCGGUUGCAGCUCUAUCGAAGUAGAUUCUGUGGUCCAUGAGUUCAUCAUUGGGGAUAAACUCCAUCCACGGAGAAGAGAAAUCUACCGUAUGUUAGAAGAGAUGGAUGUGCAACUUGAGGAAGCAGGGUUUGUUCCGGACACUUCUGAAGUGUUGCAGGAGAUGGAAGAAGAAUGGAAAGAAGGAGCGUUAAGGCAUCACAGCGAGAAGCUAGCUAUUGCAUUUGGGUUGAUCAGUACAAAGCCUGGGACUAAACUUACGAUAGUGAAGAAUCUAAGAGUGUGCAGAAACUGUCAUGAGGCUACAAAGCUUAUAUCAAAGAUAUACAAAAGGGAGAUUGUUGCUAGAGACAGAACUCGGUUCCACCAUUUCAGAGAUGGUGUGUGUUCUUGCUGUGACUACUGGUAAAAAGAACACAUUAAGCAAAUGGGAUGGUAAAAAAUCUAAGAACAUUCACUUAUGUAAGUGUAUAUACAUGUGAAGAAAUAGCUUUGGCGAAUCCUUUUGGGUUCUUUUACUUUGUGUAAUUAUUCUUUUCAAAAAAAUAAACUAGUUAUUUAUGGU
Molecule: messenger RNA, 2468 nt
Organism: Raphanus sativus (radish)
Lineage: Eukaryota; Viridiplantae; Streptophyta; Magnoliopsida; Brassicales; Brassicaceae
Product: pentatricopeptide repeat-containing protein At1g08070, chloroplastic
Exons: 1
Coding region: 57-2312 (751 amino acids)
Biological process (GO): RNA modification
Molecular function (GO): zinc ion binding; protein binding; RNA binding
Source: RefSeq, a predicted model, not a curated record